Chrysochloris asiatica (Cape golden mole) is the source of this 945-nucleotide messenger RNA. RefSeq names its product olfactory receptor 2H1-like. The coding region runs from base 1 to 945 and encodes 314 amino acids. Lineage: Eukaryota; Metazoa; Chordata; Mammalia; Afrosoricida; Chrysochloridae. Gene Ontology annotation, molecular function: G protein-coupled receptor activity; olfactory receptor activity. Gene Ontology annotation, cellular component: membrane. Gene Ontology annotation, biological process: G protein-coupled receptor signaling pathway. The transcript has a single exon. The record is from RefSeq and is a predicted model, not a curated record.
AUGGACCAGGCCAAUGAGACUGUCCCAGAUGGCUUCAUUCUCCUGGGCUUCUCAGAUAAGCCUAGGCUAGAAAUUACUCUCUUUGUGUUUGUGUCUGUUUUUUACAUGAUCACCCUCGUGGGCAAUAUCACCAUCAUACUUUUGUCUCAUGUAGACUCUCAUCUCCACACCCCUAUGUACUUCUUCCUCACCCAGCUCUCUUUUCUAGACCUUUGUUUCACCACCAGCUGCAUUCCCCAGAUGCUGGUGAACCUCUGGGGCCCAGACAAGACCAUCAGCUACCUGGGAUGUGCAGCUCAACUCUACAUCUUUCUGGGACUCGGUGCUGCUGAAUGUGUCUUGCUGUUGGUCAUGGCUUUUGACCGCUAUGUGGCAGUGUGUCGACCCCUGCACUAUGCUGUCAUUAUGCACCCAAAGUUGUGUCAGAAGCUGGUGUUCAUAGUAUGGGUGAGUGGAAUUUUUGGCACUUUGGUGCAGUCCCCCUCCACAAUGAAGCUGCCCUUCUGCCGUCACCACCGAGUAGAUGACUUUGUAUGUGAAGUUCCUGCAUUGAUUCGCCUGGCCUGUGGAGACACACGUACCAAUGAACUCCAAAUCUCAGUGAUUGGUGCCAUCUUCCUGAUGGUGCCACUACUGCUCAUCCUGGUCUCCUAUGGACACAUUGCUCAGGCAGUGCUGGCCAUCCAGUCCCAAGAAGGAAGGAGCAAGGCCUUCCGUACCUGUUCUUCACACCUGGUGGUUGUCUUCCUCUUCUACUGCAGUGUCACUGCAGUCUACAUCCAGCCCCGGAGCCGAUUUUCCCAGAAAGGAGGGAAAUUCCUGACUCUUUUCUAUACUGUGGUGACACCUACACUCAAUCCCCUCAUCUACACCUUGAGGAACAAGGAUGUGAAGGGAGCGCUCAAGAGGCUAUUUGGAAAAGAUAGAAUGGCCACUGAGAAGUAA